AUCAUGGCAGAGCUCAGUUUCAAUGUGGAUCAUGGCUAUCUGGAGGGUCUUGUUCGAGGGAUGAAGGCCGGAAUACUGACUCGCACCGACUAUAACAAUCUGGCUCAGUGUGACACACUUGAGGACAUGCAGCUGCAUCUGCAGUGCACAGACUAUGGUAAGAUGCUGUCCUCGUCUGAAGAGGACCUGACUGUGUCUCUGGUGGACAGCAAGUUGAGAGAAAACCUGGUGACUGAAUUCAGCUGCCUUCGCUCCAAUGCCCUGCCUCCACUCUCCACCUUCCUUGACUAUAUAACCUACAGCUACAUGAUCGACAAUGUGGUGAUGCUGAUCACCGGGGCCCUGAAACAGAGAGAUGUGGCAGAGCUCCUUCCGCGGUGUCACCCACUGGGAGCUUUUGACCAAAUGGCAGCAGUGGGCAUCGCUCGUACCCCGACUGAGCUCUACUCAGCCAUCCUGGUGGACACACCACUCGCUCAGUUUUUCCUGGAUGUUGUAUCUGAGUCCAACCUGGAUGAGAUGGAAGCUGAGAUCCUCAGAAACAAACUGUUUAAGGCAUAUUUAGAGUCAUUCCACUCUUUCUGCAAGAACAUUGGAGGAGCCACAAAAGAUAUAAUGUGUCCUGUCCUGGAGUUUGAGGCAGACAGGCGGGCCUUCAUCAUCACAGUGAACUCCUUCGGGACAGAUCUCAGCGGUGCAGACAGGAGUGCGUUGUAUCCAUCUUGUGGCAAACUUUACCCUGAAGGGCUGCGACUGCUGGGCAGAGCAGAGGACCACGGGCAGGUCAAAGAAGUGGCCGACUGUUACCCAGUGUAUAAAAUCAUUUUUGAAGACCCUGAGCCAGGAUCAGGAUUUAAGAGUCUGGAAGACAGAUUCUUUGAACAAGAGGUGAAGCUGAACACACUUGCUUUCAUGCAGCAGUUCCACUUUGGAGUAUUUUACUCCUACAUCAAACUGAAGGAGCAGGAGAGUCGCAACAUCGUCUGGAUCGCUGAGUGCGUCACACAGAGGCAGAAAUCCAAGAUACACAAUUACAUACCCAUCUUCCAGGGAACUGAGCAAUAA
Molecule: messenger RNA, 1065 nt
Organism: Anoplopoma fimbria (sablefish)
Lineage: Eukaryota; Metazoa; Chordata; Actinopteri; Perciformes; Anoplopomatidae
Product: V-type proton ATPase subunit d 1-like
Exons: 8
Coding region: 4-1065 (353 amino acids)
Biological process (GO): vacuolar transport; vacuolar acidification; proton transmembrane transport
Cellular component (GO): proton-transporting V-type ATPase, V0 domain; lysosomal membrane; plasma membrane proton-transporting V-type ATPase complex
Molecular function (GO): proton-transporting ATPase activity, rotational mechanism
Source: RefSeq, a predicted model, not a curated record